CGAAAAUGAAAGCUAAACUAAGCUAUACUGAACAUCCCUUCAACAUAGACUGUGUGAGCUUCGUAUUGCUUCCAAAUAAUCCAGAGAUAUGAACAAAAAAAGAGGAGGCGUACACUUCCAAAAUGAUUUCUUCCGAGGAAGACGACAACGAGAUUUUCAGAGAGAUAAAUCCAUGCCGUUUCCGUAUAGACGCACGUACGGGAAAAAAUGGUCCCAUGGUAGGCCUACUUUACAUGCUCAACAGAACCAUAAUCAGCAAGAAUUACCAACAAACAGAGGUUAUGGCUCAAAUGUCAAGACCGCUUUGAAUAUAAUUAUAAAGGAUCUGCAGCCCCUAAGUUCUAUGACAAGACAUCAUCUCACAAGGGCUCUACAAUCCACUUUAGAUGUUCAGUUAAGUGCCCCGUUGAUCCGAAAUGAACUUCAGAACCUUUACAGGCACAAGAGGGUGGAAGUACAGAAUGCAGUCCAUGAUGCAAGUAACCUCACUCUUUCAGCCGAGUUGUGGAGCUCCAGUGAGAAUAUGUUUUACCUGACAGUGUCCUGUCACUUAAUCAGUAAAAACUGGAAGCUGAAAUCGUAUGUGCUAGAUACAGCUCAUUUACUCACCAAGCAUACAGCAGAGAAUGCAGCAGACCACCUUUUGAGAAUUUCAAACGAGUGGAACGUCACAGAAAAAAUUCAGAUUGUGGUCACAAAUAUUGAUGGCAUAAAGAAGGCCCAUAACAAUGGAUGCAGGUGGACCUAUAUACCUUGUUUUGCUCAUACUUUGGAUAAAGUUUUCAGAGAAACCAUACAGGGAACCGACUACGAAUCUCUACUCAGGAAAUGUCAGCAAAUAGUUGCGUUUUUCCACCAAAGCGACAAAGCCUCACAAAAUCUCCAGCAGUACUGUGCUUCUCUCAAGCUCAGGCAAAGUCAACUGAUUCAGUCCCGUGGUCUAAAGUGGCUUACUACUCUUCAUAUGCUGAAGAACAUCUUAGAGCAGUGGAAAGCCAUUUUUAAGGUUUUUGUCGACGGACGAGUGGAGGAUCUUUGCCUGAAUGAAAUUGAAAGAAAAAUAAUUGAAAACAUUGUGGCAGUGCUGGAUAUUCUGAAGGACACCACAGAGGAAGUAGGAAGUCAAGGGUUCAGCCCCAUCUCAAACAUCAUACCACUUGUCCAAAAACUGCAGGAGAGGCUGAGAAACCAAUGGAUGGUGGAGAACAGAAUAGCGAAAAAACUGUCAGAGAGGUGUGACCAUCACAUCGGCAACAUCAAGAAAAACCUUUGGUUUAGAGUUAGCACCGCACUGGACCCGCGAUACAAAACCAGCGUUCUGCAGGACUCGGGCAUUGAAGAUAUCACAGCAGAAAUCAGGAAACAGAUCAGAGGAGAUACACACACAGAGUCAGUCUUUCAAAAGUACUGGAAAACAACAAGCAUUUCAGUGAACGCACUUGAAUUCUGGAAGAGCGAUGAAGAGAAACUGGCAAUGGUGGCCCGCAAGUACCUCACAAUGGUCUCCACUGCUAUUCCAGUGGAGCGUGUGCACCAGCUGCAAGAAUCACAGCUUGUCGACAGGAGAAACUGUCUGGAGCCAGAAAAUGUCAAUAUUAUGCUGUUUUUGAACAGCAACCAAUGAAGAAAACACAUUAUGUAAUUACACGUAUACUUCAUGUAAAUAAUGCUCAGCACUGUACAUUUUUCAAAAAGUCACAAUUUAAAUGUCAAAAUGUAAAUAUCUGUGACAUGGAUGCCACCUCAUCCAAACCUGUAAGAGUCUAAUGAAAUCUAUGAAAUAAAAUGUAAUUCGUUUAAAAAGCA
Molecule: messenger RNA, 1806 nt
Organism: Onychostoma macrolepis
Lineage: Eukaryota; Metazoa; Chordata; Actinopteri; Cypriniformes; Cyprinidae
Product: E3 SUMO-protein ligase ZBED1
Exons: 4
Coding region: 89-1624 (511 amino acids)
Molecular function (GO): protein dimerization activity
Source: RefSeq, a predicted model, not a curated record